AUGUGGCCAGUUCCGAACUCGGGUCCAACUCCAACUCCAAGUUCAGAAAAUGAGGAAGACUGGACCCAAAUUACCGAGCCAAGGAUGAGGAAAAGAGUUCAGAAUCGUUUAUCACAACGCAAGCAUAGACAAAAAUCACGCGCUGAUUUCAAUGCUACCCAACACGAAAAUUUCUGGAAACAACAAGCUCCGCUGGAAAGAUUAUCACCACCCGGGUUGGGCCCUCUAACAAACAACUCUACUCCUCCACAAUUUAAUUACAAUAUUUCAAGUCCAUCAUCAUACCGGCCACCCUCUUCACGAGAACCCUGCUGGGAUGAUACCAUUCAAGUUGACAGCAUCCCACAAGAGAUAUUCGAUGCUAGCUAUGACGACUUCGACACUUCAUUUCCCCAUGCCACUUCAAUACUGGAAGCAGGGAAUUGUGUGCCUUAUACAAACAAUUCAGGAUCUCGGGCAAUCGAUCCUCUCGUUGAUCUGGUAUCACAACAGCAACCGCUCCCAGAGAUUAAGCACUGCAUCUCGAGAUACACUACUCCUCAUGACUGGGAGCUAGCCGACCUCAACAACAUCUAUUCGACUAAUGCGGCAAAUGCACCGAUCUAUCGUAUUACAGCUUCAUCAACGCCGCCAGAACCUGAUCUUCAGUCACCGUCGUGGCAACUAGACGAUAUCCCUGAGGCUCAAAACAGCAUCAUACUUCCCCCUCAAUUGCCUAAGAAGAAUGAACUUGAACACUCAGCAUGCUCACUAUGCGGGUGUCAUAAGAUAACACCUCUAGACAAAACCCAUAGUUCCAUUACGGCUAGCAACAAAGUUCAAUUAAGGCCAACAAUACUUCAGCAUUCUGGUUCAGAACUACCAUCUUCAAGUUCUCUAGUGCAUAGCCACGCAUUGUCAUCUACUCUCGCCUCAAGUAGUGGCACGAUAGACACUUUGCUUACAGAUGGACUGCCACUAGAUCUGGCCGGGUACAGUCUAGUCCUCGUCAAGAAACCACAUAUUACCUAUUGA
Botrytis deweyae is the source of this 1014-nucleotide messenger RNA. RefSeq lists its product as uncharacterized. The coding region runs from base 1 to 1014 and encodes 337 amino acids. Gene Ontology annotation, molecular function: DNA-binding transcription factor activity. The transcript has 2 exons. The record is from RefSeq and is a predicted model, not a curated record. Gene Ontology annotation, biological process: regulation of DNA-templated transcription. NCBI's taxonomy places the organism in Eukaryota, Fungi, Ascomycota, Leotiomycetes, Helotiales, Sclerotiniaceae.